This is a messenger RNA of Danio rerio (zebrafish), 916 nucleotides long. The record is from RefSeq and is a predicted model, not a curated record. NCBI's taxonomy places the organism in Eukaryota, Metazoa, Chordata, Actinopteri, Cypriniformes, Danionidae.
AACACCUCAUUUACAGACUGAAAAUACUUUAAUGCAAAGAGUCAAGAAAUGUUUGACCUGCAGUCAGUGUGGAAAGAGUCUGGCAAACAAAAAGAGUCUCAAUCAACACAUGAUGAUUCACACUGGAGAGAAACCAUUCACAUGCACUCAAUGCGGGACGAGUUUCAGACACUCAUUAUCCCUUACUCAACACAUGAUGAUCCACACUGGAGAGAACCCGUUUUCAUGCACUCAUUGUGGGAAGAGUUUCAGACUCUCAUCAUCCCUUAAAGAACACAUGAUGAUCCACACUGGAGAGAGAAAACACAGAUGUGAUCAAUGUGGCAGAGCAUUUUUUAGGGCAUCAACGCUGAAACGUCAUCUCAGAACUCAUACAAAGGAGAAGCCUUAUUCAUGCUCUGAGUGUGGAAAGAGAUUUACAACACAGUCAAACUUAAAACAACAUCAGAAGAUCCACACUGGUGUAAAGGAGUAUAUGUGCUUUGACUGUGAGAAGACUUUCAUUAAACCUGAACAUUUGAAACUGCACCAGAGGAUCCACACUGGAGAGAAACCGUACAAGUGUUCACACUGCGACAAGAGAUUCGCUCAUUUAGAAUAUCAGAAAUUACAUGAGAGGACUCACACUGGAGAGAAACCUUACAAGUGUUCACACUGUGAUAAGAGAUUCAGGUCUUUAGCACAUCGGAAUCGACACCAGAAGAUCCACACUAGAGAGAAACCGUACUCAUGUGAUCAGUGUCUGGAGAGAUUCACACACUCACGGCAGCUUAAGAAACACCUGAAAGUCCACACUGGAGAAAAGCAGCACACAUGACAUCAGUAACUCUAAACUCAUUUCCAUUCGGGAUUCACGUUGAUCAUCUUUCAGUUCGUGUCCUCUGUAGCUCCCUGAUUCAAUAAAGGAUUGACUCUA